Molecule: messenger RNA, 786 nt
Organism: Acanthosepion pharaonis
Lineage: Eukaryota; Metazoa; Mollusca; Cephalopoda; Sepiida; Sepiidae
Source: the annotation of a GenBank genome assembly
AUGAUAAAUAGGUCAACAUGUUUUCUCCCUAACAUCCAAAAGUCCGGCGCCCCAAAAGUCCGGCGCCAAAAAAGUCCGGCGCCCCAAAAAGUCCGGCGCCCCAAAAGUCCGGCGGCCAAAAGUCCGGCGGCCAAAAAUCUUUUUCUAUAUCACAUUCUUUUUUCCUCUUUCUCUCUCUUCUCUCUCUCUCUCUCUCUCUCGCUCUCUAUUCCACUCAUUCUUUCUUUCUGUUUUUCUUUUUUUUUCCUCAUCCGAACUCCGUGCUUUCACUCCCUACCCUUUCUUUCUAUUUUUACUUUUACUACAUUUUUCCGAAUUUUCCUCCCCUUCUAUCCCAGACUCCCUUUCUAUUUCUCGCUGUUUUUUCCUUUAUUCUCUCUCUCUUUCUUUCUUUUCCACACAUUCUACAUUUCUAUUUCUCCUUUGUACCCUCGCGUUCUUCAACUUGUUCUGUCUAUUUCGCUCUCUUUCUCGCCUCAAUUAUCUUUUUUCUGUCUUUCUCUCACACUAUCACUCUCAUUCCCUUUCAUGUUCUUUCUGUUUCUUUUUCUUCUUUUUUGUCCUCGCUUGCUAUCUCUCUUUUACAUUAUCAAUUUUUCUUUCUUUUCAUUUCUCUCUAUCUCUCAUUUCCCUAUCUUUUUCUCUUAUCCUCUCUCUCGCUCUCUCUCUUUUCCUCUUUUAUGCCCCGCCUUCACGCUCGCUUAUUUUUCGUCCUCUAUCUCGCUUUCUUUGUUUCCCUGUUCUCUCUACAUGUCCUUCUCUUUCCUGUUUAAAAAGUCAUUUUGA